CUGUUUCUCUCCGUCUACGGUGAUUCAUCUCUCUGCACUCCUCUUCCUUUGCGAUCCCCCUUCCUCCUUCCUCUUCUUCUUCCUCUUCCUCUUCCUCUCAAUCAGAAGCAAAACCCUAGAAAUGGAGUACUACACGAUCCUCAUCAUCCUCUUCGCCGCGAUCGUGUGGUGCACAGCGUACGCCACCACCGCUCUUCUCACCUUCCUCUAAAUCCCACGCUCUCGCGCCGCUGUAGGAGUAGCGAAAGGGGCUUCUUCUUCUUCUUCUUCUUCUUCUUCUUCUUCUUUGGGCAUCCCCUAUGGGCUACGCGCAACUCGUCAUCGGCCCCGCGGGGAGCGGCAAGUCGACCUAUUGCUCCAGCUUAUAUCAGCACUGCGAGACCACGAGGCGGACUAUUCAUGUAGUAAACCUCGAUCCUGCUGCCGAGAAUUUUGACUACCCUGUGGCAAUGGAUAUUAGAGAACUCAUAUCGUUGGAUGAUGUUAUGGAGGAGCUUGGGUUAGGGCCAAACGGAGGACUUAUGUAUUGCAUGGAGCACCUUGAAGAAAAUUUGGAUGACUGGUUGGAAGAAGAACUAGAAAACUAUUUGGAUGACGACUACCUUGUCUUCGAUUGUCCAGGUCAGAUAGAACUAUUUACACAUGUCCCCGUUCUGCGGAAUUUUGUCGAACAUCUAAAGCGCAAGAACUUCAACGUUUGUGCUGUCUACUUGCUUGACUCACAGUUCAUGACUGAUGUAACCAAGUACAUCAGUGGUUGCAUGGCAUCUCUCUCUGCGAUGAUUCAGCUUGAACUUCCUCAUGUUAACAUCCUUUCGAAAAUGGACUUGGUUGCUAACAAAAAGGAUGUUGAAGAGUAUCUCAAUCCAGAGGCACGGGUUUUACUCUCAGCGUUGAAUCAGCAUAUGGCACCUCAGUUUGCAAAGUUAAAUAAAGCUUUGGCUGAACUGGUUGAUGACUACAGCAUGGUGAGUUUUAUUCCUCUUGACCUGAGAAAAGAGAGCAGUGCUAGUGCUUAAAAUGGCAUCCUGCCAGUGUCUGUUCCUAAACGACCUUAUCAACUGCUCCCAGCUGUACGAGCUCUAUAUACGUCCAAAUGUUCAUUUCAUAGUACUCAAUCUUAGUUAUAUGUAUUAAAUACCACAUGUGCUUACAUGAAAGAUUCGAAACCUACACCUAUAAAAUGGGAGCCCUUUUUUUUUAGCUAAAAGCAUGUUGGCUUCUAAGAUGUGGCUAGUAAUUUCUGGCAAUUAACCAAAAACUUCUAAAUCGGUUUGAUUAUGCAGCUGCGCUAAUUGUGACAGCAUCAACAGGACAAAUGUGAAAUAUUACUCUUGUGGCUUUUAUACUUUCCUACUAAUUUUUCUGAUAUUGUGUGCAAAAUUUGAUCAUUGUAUUGCCUCUUAUUAUCGUCAU
Molecule: messenger RNA, 1416 nt
Organism: Ananas comosus (pineapple)
Lineage: Eukaryota; Viridiplantae; Streptophyta; Magnoliopsida; Poales; Bromeliaceae
Product: GPN-loop GTPase 3
Exons: 9
Coding region: 300-1019 (239 amino acids)
Molecular function (GO): GTPase activity
Source: RefSeq, a predicted model, not a curated record